This is a messenger RNA of Gamsiella multidivaricata, 1125 nucleotides long. Its product is annotated as kinase-like domain-containing protein. NCBI's taxonomy places the organism in Eukaryota, Fungi, Mortierellomycota, Mortierellomycetes, Mortierellales, Mortierellaceae. The record is from RefSeq and is a predicted model, not a curated record. Gene Ontology annotation, cellular component: spindle midzone; spindle microtubule; spindle pole centrosome. Gene Ontology annotation, molecular function: protein kinase activity; ATP binding. Gene Ontology annotation, biological process: protein phosphorylation; regulation of cytokinesis; mitotic spindle organization. The coding region runs from base 1 to 1125 and encodes 374 amino acids. The transcript has 5 exons.
AUGCCUCCUUCCUCUGUAGCAGCUCAUGUUGUCGGUCUUGGUGGUGUAGUCGGUGGCUCAAAAACAAACCCUGGAGGCAAUGCCAGCAAUAAUACGAUCGACAGCAGCAACACGAAUGCAAAUGACAACACUUCAUCGAGCCGAAAGAUGCUCCCACCUGUCGGUGGCUCGCUGCGUCACAACCCUUAUGGUCGAUCGUUAGUGUUGUCAGGAUCAGGACGGCAACCUAGAACAUCGUCCAACAACAACGAUACAGCGCAAAUGUUCCAAAUUGGGCGUGCCCUGACGCCUCGAGAAUGGUGUCUGGACGACUUUGAGCUCGCACGACCCUUGGGCAAAGGACAGUUUGGUCGCGUAUAUCUGAUGCGGGAGCGGCAGUCUGGAUUUGUGGUCGCCAUGAAGGUGAUGCUGAAAUCGGAGCUGCUGAAGGCAAACAUGGAACAUCAACUUCGUCGUGAGAUUGAUAUUCAGUCAAACCUCAAACACAAACAUAUUCUGCGUCUGGAUACGUUCUUUCACGACAAGACACGGGUGUGCCUUGUACUAGAGUAUGCGCCGCAAGGAGAGCUCUACAAGAAACUGAAGAAAAUGACAAAGUUCCCAGAGUGGCAGGCAUCCAAGUACAUCUACGAAUUAGCAACGGCUCUUGCAUACCUUCAUCGCAAGCAUGUAAUCCAUCGCGAUAUUAAGCCGGAGAAUCUGUUGCUUGGCACCCAUGGCGAACUUAAGAUUUCCGACUUUGGUUGGUCUGUACAUGCGCCAUCAUCUCGACGAUCGACCUUCUGUGGAACUCUGGACUAUUUGGCGCCGGAGAUGGUGGAAGGUCGCGACCAUUCCAAUCAGGUGGAUCUCUGGUCUCUGGGUGUUUUGUGCUACGAGUUCCUGGUAGGACGACCACCAUUUGAAGUACUAGACGGGGGCCGGACUUCGACCUAUUUGAAGAUUGUCAAGGUGGACCUGUAUAUCCCUGAGUCUGUCAGCAAUGAAGCCAAGGAUUUGAUACUCAAGCUACUGCGAUACAGACCGGAUCAGCGUCUGGCCCUUGACCGUGUACUGCUUCAUCCAUGGAUCACUCGACAUAAUGGUACUCGCAGCAGCAGCAGCAGCAGCAGCCGAGGCUUUUAG